Molecule: messenger RNA, 1032 nt
Organism: Tarenaya hassleriana
Lineage: Eukaryota; Viridiplantae; Streptophyta; Magnoliopsida; Brassicales; Cleomaceae
Exons: 6
Coding region: 248-883 (211 amino acids)
Source: RefSeq, a predicted model, not a curated record
UUAAAAAAAUGAUGUACGAGUCCAUAUAUAUUUAUUUAAUAUUAAAAUAUGCUUAUAGGUUUUGGGGUCUAUGUCUGACGUAGUAUUUUUAUUUUGUUGGUAUUUAUUUCCAUUGGCUUGCAUUUGUAUUUGCUCAUGGCGUAUAAAUACACCGACAAAAACACACAAAAUUUUUUGUUAUUUUUUGUAAAGGUUUAGUGAUAACAUCGAUGAAUCUUUAAAGAUCGAGGAGUCCGUUCAUACGAUUAUGAAAACGGAGAGUGUUUCUAUAUUAGAAUUAGAAUUGUGUGAUUUUAUUACAAUAUCAAAAAUUCAGGAAGCAGAUUUUAUUUGUAAGGCCACAAUUACUGGUGUUGCCACCAAAAAUGGUUGGACUUAUAUUGGAUGCGGAAAAUAUUCUAGAAAAUUGGCGAGAGCAUCAUCAUCUUUGGUUUGUCAAGAUACAAACGCAGUCAGAGUGAUAAGGUUUCGCGUUGAGUUAAUUGUUGAUGAUGGUAGAGAUACCACUUUCUUCACUGUUUUUGAUAGAGAUAUGACUAAAUUGUUUAAUGUACGUGCUUUAGAAACAAUUGAAACUAACGUCACUCAUCUAUCUGACACCGAAAAUACCACAAAUUUACCGAAGUGUCUUGAAAAUAUCAUCGGAAAACAAUUAUCAUUCCAAAUUAAAGUGACACCGUAUAAUUUCUCAACAAAACAUCAUUCUUUCACCAUGUCACACAUAUUUGAUGAUGUUUCUGGAUCCAAAGAGUGCAAAACUACAGGAGCAAAUACCCCACAGGACAUUGCACAAGAAAAUUCCCAACAAAUCGAUGAAGAUUCCCAACACAUCGAUGAAUCUCAUGAUGCUAAAAGAGCUGGAAAAAAGCAACGCUUCAAUUAAAAUCAUUAUUCUCUCGGAUAAAUUUUCACUUCACCUUGGCUUUCAUAUUUGUAGAUCUGUGAUUUUGAACUUAUAUGCAUUUUCAAUGAUAACUGUCGGACUAAGGUUUUGUUUUCCAAGUAUAUUUGGUUUACUGUUAUGAGUAGUAA